Cynoglossus semilaevis (tongue sole) is the source of this 2262-nucleotide messenger RNA. RefSeq names its product cell cycle control protein 50A-like. The coding region runs from base 439 to 1551 and encodes 370 amino acids. Gene Ontology annotation, cellular component: plasma membrane; endoplasmic reticulum; Golgi apparatus. The transcript is spliced from 7 exons. The record is from RefSeq and is a predicted model, not a curated record. Lineage: Eukaryota; Metazoa; Chordata; Actinopteri; Pleuronectiformes; Cynoglossidae. Gene Ontology annotation, biological process: phospholipid translocation.
AGACAGGACGGACGUGUAACCAAAAUGAUAAAACAUUAAAUAAAUUAAAUUUAUUAAAUACAAUAUCAGAUUAAUCAUAUUGCCGCAGAGCUAUAAGAAAAAUAAGUCAAAUGACCCUAUUUUUAAACAGACAUUUUGCGACACUCCAUGAACACAGCCGCAACCGGGGUGACGUCAGCAGUUGUUGUGCUGUUUGACGUAAACUUCCUGCCGCAGCUGUGGUCACUGACUUGGAUGCUGCGGUUCACUCCGUAACAUGGAUAAAAACCUCUUGAUAUUCACACGACGUUGAUGACGUCAAGUUAAUUUAAUAGGUGAACGGUUUUUUUUCUUUUCAGGUCAAACCGCGCUCUUGUUGCGCGAAGCGUUCGUGAGUGACGUAUAUCUGUUAUUGUUGUUAGCAGCAAGCUAACGCUAGCGUCGAUCUCGAUCGCAGACAUGAUGGCGUCCGUCUACAACGCCAAAGACGAGGACGGACACAUAAGUGUCAGUGGACCCAGCGGCGGCUCGGCUGCAGCCAUGCGGGGAAAGAGGCCCGAGAACACCGCGUUCAAGCAGCAGAGGCUCCCGGCCUGGCAGCCCAUCCUGACCGCAGGCACCGUCCUGCCCGCCUUCUUCAUCAUCGGCCUCAUCUUCAUCCCCAUCGGCAUCGGCCUGUACGUCACCUCCAACAACAUCAAGGAGUUCGAGAUCGAUUACACAGGAGUGGACAUGUCCAGUCCCUGCUUCAACUGUUCCCAGAACCUCAGCUGGAACAGCUCCAGACCCUGCACCUGCUCCAUCCCCUUCCACCUGGACCAGCCGUAUGAGAACAACGUCUUCAUGUACUACGGCCUCUCCAACUUCUACCAGAAUCACCGUCGAUACGUCAAGUCCAGAGACGACAGCCAGCUGAACGGAGACUUGGACGCCCUCACGAAACCCAGUAAGGAGUGUGAACCGUACGCCUAUCAUGAAAACAAACCAAUUGCACCAUGUGGCGCCAUCGCUAACAGCAUGUUCAACGACACAUUGGAGAUUUUCUAUCACGACCCCAACGGUACCAGGGUUCCAGUUCCUCUGACGUCCACAGGAAUCGCCUGGUGGGCGGACAAACAUGUAAAGUUCAGGAACCCGAGUGAAAACCUGAACCUAACAGCAGCGUUUCAAGGAACCACCAAACCUGUGAACUGGCGCCGACCCGUCUACGAGAUGGACAGUGACCCUCACAACAACGGUUUCAUCAAUGAGGAUUUCAUCGUGUGGAUGCGCACGGCCGCUCUGCCGACCUUCCGUAAACUCUAUCGCAUCAUCAGCAAAAAGGACAACAUGGUUCCUACGCUGCAGCGUGGAAACUACACCCUGGAGGUGGUCUACAAUUAUCCGGUCCGCAGCUUUGACGGUAGGAAGCGGAUGAUCUUGAGCACCAUCUCCUGGAUGGGAGGAAAGAACCCCUUCCUGGGCAUCGCCUACAUCACCGUGGGCUCCGUCUGCUUCUUCCUUGGCGUGGUGCUGCUCAUCAUCCACCACAAAUAUGGCAACCGCAACAACAGCGCCAACAACUCCAACUGAGACGCUGCUGCUGCUGCUGCUGCUGCUGCUGCUGCUGACACUCAUCAGCCCUGGUCCUGUUGUUAAUCCAUAAUCCUAUCCUAGUCUUAAUCCUGAUCCUAGUUGUAAUCCUAAUUCUAAUUCUAAACUCAAUCCUAGUACUAAACCGACUCCUGAUCCUAGCUCUACACAUUAUUCUGAUCCUGGAACCUAAUCCUAAUCCCGGUCCUGAUCCCGGUCCUGAUCCUGGAUCUAAAGGCCUGGUGGUUUGGUGUCGGGGGUCUACGUAGACUGGACAUGAGCCUCAACACGUCAACAUGAGGUUCUGCUGGACUGAUGGAGCCACGUCUUUCCUCCACUCACAUGCAUGUUGGGACCUGGGUGUUUUCUCCCCUGUCGUCACCGCUGUCAUGACGUCGCUUCAAACCAAAAUUCCAUUUCCUGCUCCUCAAGUUUUCAGUCGGUCAGUGACCUUUGAACUCUGGCUGUUUUUGGUUAUUUGUUAUUGUUUGGCCUCAGAGAGGUUUUUAAGUUGAAAUCUAAAGCUUGUAAACAAGUGCUGCCCCUUGUGGGCAGUUGGUCCACUGCCAGUUAUGUGCAAUAGAAAUGUAGUUGUUAUGUCUGAAGAACAACAACGAGAACGUGAAGAUGUUUUAUUUCUGUUUAAUUUAUUGACUUUUAUAAUGUUUUUGUGUUGUGGCUUAAAGUGCAUUAAAACCUGGUUGAACGUUA